Molecule: messenger RNA, 1242 nt
Organism: Penicillium chermesinum
Lineage: Eukaryota; Fungi; Ascomycota; Eurotiomycetes; Eurotiales; Aspergillaceae
Product: SYLF and SH3 domain-containing protein
Exons: 4
Coding region: 1-1242 (413 amino acids)
Biological process (GO): actin cortical patch localization; actin filament bundle assembly
Cellular component (GO): actin cortical patch
Molecular function (GO): actin filament binding; phosphatidylinositol binding
Source: RefSeq, a predicted model, not a curated record
AUGCCUCUCGGGAUCAAUAACCCGCUUCCUUCGUCACUGGCCAGUGAAUGUAAGAAGGCGGCCAAGAUCCUCACCUCCUUCGUCGACCCCAGGCAAGCAUUCGGACCCGACAAGGUCAUUCCGCCCGAGAUUCUGGCAAACGCUAAGGUGAGAACUCUUCGAUUCCCUGUUGCCUCCGAGAGCGGGGGCACUCGUUCAGAUCAACGGCUGACCCAAUUUUGUCAACAGGGACUUGCUAUCUUGACCGUCCUCAAAGCUGGAUUCAUUGGCUCUGGUCGAUUAGGAUCAGGGAUCGUGAUCGCCCGGCUCGCUGAUGGCACUUGGUCAGCUCCUUCGGCUAUUGCGACCGGCGGCGCGGGAGUAGGUGGUCAGAUUGGGUUCGAAUUGACCGACUUCGUCUUCAUUCUCAAUGAUGCCUCCGCUGUGCGCACAUUCUCCCAAGUCGGCACACUCACUCUCGGUGGAAACGUGGGGGUCGCGGCGGUCUUUUCCUACUCCAAGACGAAGGGUCUCUUCGCCGGUGUCAGUUUGGAAGGCAGUAUGCUCAUAGAGCGCAAGGAUGCGAACGAGAAAAUGUACCACAGCCGUGUCUCUGCCGCCCAGCUGCUCUCGGGUAGCGUGCGGCCCCCGCCCUCUACCGAUGCGUUGAUGCGCGUUCUCGAAUCCCGGGUCUUCCAGGGCAAUGUACGGAUGAACAGCGACUCUAUGUACAACGACGUGCCCGUAUACGACGACAGGCAUGACGACUUGGUUUGGGAGGGUCGGAGAGGAGAUGCCUAUGGCCAAGGCACACGACGCGAACGUUCAAAUACUUAUGAUGGCUACGACUACCGUGAUAGUCCUCGCCGGACGAAUACAUGGCAAGACGAUACCUACGAUCAACCUACCGGAGGUUUCAGCCGCUCUUCGACCUAUAGCAAUACCGUUGGUGGCUAUGGUAGCCGUAGCCGUAGUAAUACUGCUGGCUACGAUGAUGAUUAUAGCUACUCUGACCGUCGCCCUACUCGUCCUUCUGCGCCGAAGCCGGUUUUUAGCCAGAAGACGGGCCAGGGUGCGGGACUACGGUCUGACCAGGCGAUCGCAUUGUAUACAUUUGAUGCAGAUCAGGACGGUGAUCUUGGAUUCAAGAAGGGUGAGAUCAUUACCAUUCUGAAGCGGACAGAGAAAGCGGAGGAUUGGUGGACAGGCAGGAUCGGCGACCGCGUUGGAAUCUUCCCCAGCAACUAUGUUGAUGCUUCUUAA